Schistocerca nitens (vagrant locust) is the source of this 4739-nucleotide messenger RNA. RefSeq names its product zinc finger protein 431-like. Lineage: Eukaryota; Metazoa; Arthropoda; Insecta; Orthoptera; Acrididae. The coding region runs from base 148 to 2727 and encodes 859 amino acids. The transcript is spliced from 8 exons. The record is from RefSeq and is a predicted model, not a curated record.
GGUACUGCUUCUCUCACAGCCCACGGCACAGUGCUUUAUCUUGCUGCAAGAUAUUUGGAUUUGCUCGUUCGUGCAUGCAAUCAGCUGCACUCUCGUGGUUUUGCGGAAAUUUGUGUGUGACAUUCUCCAGACUGUAGAACUGAAGCGAUGGACCAGGAGCCAACUAUGUGGAUUAAAAAAGAGGAAACAGAUGAAGUACAAACUGAGUUAUGCUUCAUGUUUCUAGUAGACCCAUUAAAGACGGAAGGCCCUAGUGUUGGGGUAAAGCAAGAUUCCGAACUGAAACUACGUACUGAUGGAUCUGAGCAUAAUUCUGUUAAAAAUCCAUUGGGAAUAUCACGGUCCACUGAUUUUAUCAAGGAGGAUCCUGAAUUAUAUUUGGAAAUGAAUGAAACUGAGAAUAUUUUUCUUGAAGAUCCAUUACGGACUGACAACACUCCUGUUGGGGUAAAGCAGGAUCCUGAACUGCAACAAGAUGCUGAUCUAUCUGAGCAUAAUUCUGCUAAAAAUCCAUUGGGAAUAUCACGGUCCACUGAUUUUAUCAAGGAGGAUCCUGAAUUAAAUUUGGAAAUGAAUGAAACUGAGACUAUUGUGGAAACCUCAACAAGAUACGCAUCUGAUAGUGCAAGAUUGUCUCAGACUACUGGUGGGAGCUGUGGCAUAUCAUGUGAAGAAACGUGUCACCGUGGACUGGUCCAGGAUGAGUUGGUGGCAGACAUGGAGAAGUCAACACACAAGUUUGGUACCUAUACAGAAGAUGUGACUGUUAAUAAGGAAUGCUCAGUUGCCACCCAAUAUGACUGUAGUAUGAGGGAAAAGGAAUUACAUGUAUAUAGCUGUAAUUUCUGCCAACAGAGCUUUCCUUCAAAAUACAGAUUCAUAAAGCAUGUGUUCAUGCACAUUGAUGGCAUGCAACCACCUUUGUAUGUUUGUAAGUGGUGUGGUGAGGUAUUUAACAGUAAUGUUAGUUUGAAAAAACAUUUGAGAAUGAGUGAGAAUUAUCAUGUCUUAACUGUUGCCAACCACGAAAGAUACGACUAUACUGAUGAACAUCAAAGCAGUAUCUUCUUGAAUAGUGAGCCACAAGUUUUUGUCACAGAACUCAAUGAGCUGAAUCCAUACAAGGAAACUGGGAAAGCUGCAAACAAGUCCUCUAAUGACGUGUGUAACAUACACAUGACAAAUGAUGCCGAGAAAACAAAUGAUUAUGGAACUUUAUCUACAACUGUUAAUGUCAGUGCCCAGGUUGAUCUACUUACUGCAAAAAGAACUGACAAACGUGGUAUUUGUGGCAAAUUGAUUACUGUGUCAGGUGAUCUGAAGAGAAAAUCAUUCCUGCACACUGUGAAAAGACCUCACAAAUGUGAGAUUUGUGGGAAAUCUUUUUCUAGAUCAGGCGAUCUCAACAUACACACAUUAAAUCACACUGGAAAGAAACCCCACGAAUGUGAUAUUUGUGGGAAAUCUUUUGCUAUGGCGUGGAACCUCAAGACCCAUUCACUAAUUCACACUGGAAAGAAACCUCACAAAUGUGAGCUUUGUGGGAAGUCUUUUGCUUUAUCAGGCUAUCUCAAGAAACAUGAAGUAAUUCACAAUGGAAAGAAACCUCACAAGUGUACGAUAUGUGGGAAUUAUUUUGCUGCGUCAAGCCAUCUCAAGAGACACGCAUUAAUUCACACUGAUAAACCUCACAAAUGUGAGAUUUGCGGGAAAUCGUUUGCCCAGCCAGGCACUCACAAGAGACACUCAAUAAUUCACACUGGAAGGAAACCAUACAAAUGUGAGAUUUGUGGGAAAUCUUUUGCUUUGUCAGGCAUUCUCAAGACACAUGUAUUAAUUCACACUGGAAAGAAACCUCACCAAUGUGAUAUUUGUGGGAAAUCAUUUUAUAGGGCAGGCGAUCUCAAGACACAUUCAUUAAUUCACACUGGAAAGAAACCCCACAGAUGCCAUAUUUGUGGGAAUUCUUUUGCUACGUCAAGCCAUCUCAACAGACACACAUUAAUUCACACUGGAAAGAAACAUCACAAAUGUGAUAUCUGUGGCAAAUCGUUUGCCCAGUCAUGCAAUCUCAAGACACAUGUAUUAAUUCACACUGGAAAGAAACCAUACAAAUGUGAGAUUUGUGGGAAAUCGUUUGCCCAUUCAUGCAAUCUCAAGACACACGUAUUAAUUCACACUGGAAAGAAACCUCACAAGUGUAUGAUAUGUGGGAAUUCUUUUGCUGCGUCAAGCCAUCUCAAGAGACAUACAUUAAUUCACACUGGAAAGAAACAUCACAAAUGUGAGAUCUGUGGGAAAUCGUUUGCCCAGUCAUGCAAUCUCAAGACACAUUUAUUAAUUCACACUGGAAAGAAACCAUACAAAUGUGAGAUUUGUGGGAAAUCGUUCGCCCAUUCAUGCAAUCUCAAGACACACGAAUUAAUUCACACUGGAAAGAAACCACACAAAUGUGAGAUUUGUGGGAAAUCAUAUGCCUUGUCAGGCAAUCUCAACAGACACACAUUAAUUCACACUGACGUGAAACCUCACAAGUGUGAUAUUUGUGGCAAAUCAUUUGCUAGAUCAGGUGACCUCAAGAAACAUGCAUUAGAACACAUUGGAAGGGGACCUCACAAAUGUGAUAUUUGUGACAAAAGCUUCACUCAAUUGGGUACUCUCAAGACACAUGCAUUACUUCACAUCAGAAAGAAACUGCAAGGAAGUGUUUUGGGUUUUUGCAAAUAGAUUUUUCUUGUAUGUCCCCUUAAGGCCUAUAAAAUAAUGGAUGUAGCAGGGGGACAAUAAAUUGUAAUGCCUGUGAAAUAACAUUAAAAUGUGAUAGGAUUGUGAAAAAAGUGCAACAAUGUGUGCUAUAGAGUGGUAAGAGAUAAUGUGACAAUAUAAAAAUCCAUAGCUGCAGCUUGAUAUGGCAGGAAAUUGUAUUACUAAAUACUCCAGAAACAUGAAUCAAAUGUGUUUUUGUCAUUAACAGUGCUGCAUUUUCCUAUCGAUCCUGAGACAAGAAGAUCGUGAAUUGUGAUAAAUUCUUACCUUUGCCAGUAAUCAUAAGUACCAUGCAAUAUUCAGUAUAAGGCCAAGAAAAUGUGAUGACUUGCUUGCUUAUUAUUCCUAACAUUGGCAUUAUGUAGUACUUGUAACUCUGCAUUUUAGAAUCAGUGACAGCAAAAAUAUAUUCAUGGCACUUCCUUCACUCAGGCUAGUAAACUCAUUACUGGAGAAACACGAUUAUGGCAAUUAUUUUACUCAGGUACGUUUUCUCAAGAGAUCUGCUGUUUGUCAUUAAUAGUGUGUACAUUAAUGUUCUGUUAGUACUAAUCCUGCAUUAGUAAAAAUAACAAAUGUAACAACCUGAUUAAUAGCCUGUUUGUCCACCUGUGGAACACAACAUAAUGACAAUUCUAAAUGAUAUGGACUUGAUACAUCGCUUACAUGUAUUUGCACCAGUUGUAUUCCACACGUUCAGAUCAGUUAAAUGGUGUGUUUGAGACAUCAAUGUUAGUUACCAUGAUAUUUAGACCACUGUGGAGUCGUUCUGCACAUGUGAAAUUAACAGUUCCUCUGCUGAAAGAUGCCUUUACCAUUGGAGAGCACAUCAGGCAUGAAGGAAUCUAUGCAGUGGCAAUAAAGAUCAUAUAGUCUGCAACUGUCAUGCCACCUUCGAUUAUUACCAGAUGUCCCUGAGGAGCCCAACUGACUGUGCCAUAGCAUAAUGGACACUCCAUCUGGUGCCACUCACUCAGAUGAUACCAUAUCUGGACUUUUCAACCGACCUGGUAUAACACGAAAUGUCACCCAUCCAGGCAGUUGACAUUAGCAUUGAUCUUCAUUCCAGCAUCAACGAUCCCUUGCCCAACGCAGUUGCAACUGAACAUUUUGGUGGAUUGGUAUGGAAACAUACAGUGACCAUAUGUUGCGGAACCUCACAUUCAACAAUGUACAUUGAAUUGUGUGUUGAAAAACGUGUGGCUGCUCCAGCACUGUUUUAGGUCAUUAGAUAUGGCAUAUAUUGCCACAUGUCCAGCUGUACAGAGCAGGCAAGCUUCUGAACUCCAAGAUUUGUGAUGAAGUAUAGAUGUAUUACAUCUUUUCAUAAGGUUAUCUAUUUAUCACCUUUCUGCCAGUUUCCACAGAUGUUCACAACAGUAGCAUAGAUCCAGCCAACUAGCCUCACCACUUUUGAGGCGCUAGUUCCCAACUGCAAUGCUACUGUAACUUGUCCUUUGCUAAUUGGUGGAACAAUUCCUUGUUAAUCUCUGGUCUGCUUAUAUACUUAUAAGGUGCUUACUGAAUUAUGUGCGUACAACAUAUGGCAUUCAGUCUCCUGAUGGGCAGUGUUCAUGACAUUUUUGCUCAUCAGUGCAUCUUCACAUGAUUGGUCAGAUGCAAAAAUGUGUAAUGUAACAAAUUCAUUGUGCUUGUUUGCCAUUUAACCAGUGAAUGACAGCUACAUUUCUUGUGAAAUUUUCUUGUUUCACAAAUUUUUGUACAUAAUUAAGAGAUAAUGUAGAUAAGUGUUAUGCACCAAAGCUCUUAAGUAUUUGUUCAGCUUUUAAUACUGUUUAAAUUCUACACGAAAUGAAAUAGGUAAACAAACAUUAGGUGUUCUGAUUAGGUUCCAGUUAUUUGUAUACACAAGAACAACAGUUGGGAGAGCUUAGAACGUGAGUAGUAAAUAUUUCUUGUGUUAUAUUCAAAGAUGUUUUCAUUGUGGAUAUAUUUUGUAAUUUGUGUAAAUA